Molecule: messenger RNA, 3899 nt
Organism: Drosophila eugracilis
Lineage: Eukaryota; Metazoa; Arthropoda; Insecta; Diptera; Drosophilidae
Product: non-lysosomal glucosylceramidase
Exons: 6
Coding region: 1052-3445 (797 amino acids)
Biological process (GO): carbohydrate metabolic process; glucosylceramide catabolic process
Cellular component (GO): membrane
Molecular function (GO): glucosylceramidase activity; beta-glucosidase activity
Source: RefSeq, a predicted model, not a curated record
UCGAUCUGUCUAUCAUUCUAUUCCCUCUCCCAUCGUUGUAAAGAAAGUUUAUGGCUUUUCUGAUUUUUUACACAUUUAUUUUCUUCUUCAAUUUUCUGUUUGUUAUGCGUGAUUCGUGUUGUUUGCAUGUUCUGAAUUUAAUUUCAAUUUUCUAACUCCCCACUCGCUCUGUAAUGUAUUACCUUUUGAGGGUAUUUGACGUCUGCUAGCUGCUACUUUUAUUUCCUAUUUUCUUAUCUUGACGGACUUUCCCUGCUUUUCUCAUGGAACAUAGAACAUAUUGAUGUAGGCUGGUCUAGAAAUUUACUAUUUUGACAUCUGGAACAAUGAACUUUUGGUUUAUAGCGUGUUUUAGUUACUAGGGUCAUUCGACACGUUAUUUUUAAGUUGAUGUGCACCUAGAUUGUUGUUCCACAACCAUCAAAACUUGGUCAAAACUGACUUUAAGUGGACUUUUAAAAUUCAUCAAAUCCAGUUAUUUUUUAUUUAAUUUAAGUCUUUGUAUCUCAGCUUAACUUUUUAAUAACUUUUAAUUGAUGAUUUGUUUUUCAACAUUUCGACUCUUGACAAGACCUUUGUUUUCCCUUAACUGCAUUUCAAAAGCGUAUAACAAAAAAAUAAAAACUGACAAAGACAUUUUCAAUGCACAUUGAUAAAGGUUUCCAUUUCUUCAUAUCAGUCAAAACCCCCUUUCUUUUCCACCAUUAAUGUACCUAAAAUCUAACUAGUACACACUUCAAAACCACCCAACAAAUACUUUCUAAACUCUUCUAAUACCCUACUGAUCGCUUCCGUAAUAACCACUUGUAAACAUGUCUCCACCUUAACCCUCUAAACGAAACGUGUGAGCUGUCUUUAACCCUAGAUCACAGAUCACUUCAAAUGCUAACUCCCCCCUAACGGUUUAGUGAGAACUAAUAACAGUUUCGAAUGUGGAUUACAACUUCAAAAUUAAAUAUUUUUCUCUAAUUCUUGAUGCACCCAUAAAACGAAUUAUUAAACACGCAACUCUUAUCGACAAAAACAAAAACACAUCGACAACAAUCACUACAUGGAUAUGUUAAACAUACAAACCAACGAUUCUGGCUUAUUUUCGGUUAUCUGGCGCGACGACAACGUUUUGGUUUGCACCAGGGACAAGAGCAGCGAUCCGAAUGGCGAUCCGGAUGGGGAAAGAACUAAAUGUCAACUGCCCAAUUGCAGCAGUCGCGCCAAGCAGCCCCUGAGUGCCUGGCACUCGAACAUCGAGGAUUACCGCUGCACCUACACGGGUCUCUAUCCGCGCUCCUGGACGGAGUACGAUCUGUCUCACUAUGGAGUGCGUUUGACCUGUCGCCAGGUAUCCCCGGUUAUCCCGCAUGAGUACAGGGAGUCCAGCCUUCCAUGCGCCGUCUUCGUUUGGAGUGUGGAGAAUGUCUGUGACCAGGAGCGCAAGGUGUCCAUCACUUUCACGUUCAAGAACGGCACUGGCAACAAGAAACAGGAUGCCGAGGGAGGAGCCGAGUCGCAGCUAAUCAGCGAGGGCAACGCUAAGGGUGUCUCCAUCAGGCAGAAGAUUGCCGAUAUGCCCUGCAGCUAUAACCUGGCCUGUCGCGUCCUCCCCGAGAUCAGUAUUACGCGGUGUCCUCAGUUCGAUCCCGCUGGAAAUGGAGAGCAGCUGUGGGCCCAACUCAAGGAGCACGGACAGCUCAGUGAGCAGCCCACUUCGGAGACCCUUAAAACCAAAGACAUUGGCGUGGCAGUCUGUGCCCAGGUGGCCCUAAAACCCAUGGCUUCACAUGAACUGGAGUUUGUGCUUGCCUGGGACAUGCCGAAGAUUCAGUUUCCCAGGAAGAUGCAGACCCACACGCGCUACUAUACCAAGUAUUUCGAUGACAGUGGAGAUUCUGGUCCUAAGAUCUGCGAGUAUGCUCUGAAGCAGUACGCCACUUGGGAGCGACUGAUUGAUGCCUGGCAGAGACCCAUUCUUACUGAUGACACCCUUCCCGACUGGUACAAGUGCGCCAUAUUCAAUCAAUUGUACUUCAUCUCGGAUGGCGGAACCAUUUGGUUAAAAUGCGACUCUUCGCUGGGUAAGGAGCUGGCCUACGAUGACCCACGGCUAGCUUAUGGCCGCUUUGGUUACCUAGAGGGUCAUGAAUACCGCAUGUACAACACCUACGAUGUCCAUUUCUACGCAUCGCCGGCUCUUGCCCAUCUGUGGCCCAAUCUUCAGGUUAGUCUGCAGUAUGAUUUUAAGGAUGCCAUCGCCGCGGAGUUAAACGAUACCCGUAAAAUGCUUUACGAUGGCAAGGUGAUGCCGCGGAAAGUCAAAAACUGUGUGCCCCAUGAUCUAGGGGAUCCCGAUGAAGAACCCUUUACCCUCAUCAACUGCUACAACAUUCACGAUGUGAAUGAUUGGAAGGAUCUCAAUACCAAGUUUGUGCUGCAAGUCUAUCGGGACUACUACGUCCUCAAUGAACUGGCCCAGGCCCAAGCGGAUAAUGCCAGCAAGUUCAGCUCCAUCGAGUUCAUCGACAAGGAGAGUUUAUAUGAGCUGUACAGCCAGGACAACAAGCGCAAAAAUUCGGCCGAUGAAAAGCAACAAAACCGUAAAUCUGCAUCGAUGUACAUCAACGAAACUAAUGGAAAGGUAUACCUAAUGGAUGCCAUUGGAUAUCUUAAGGCCAUGUACGGACCCUGCAAGGCAAUAAUGGAGCGAACCAUUGAGUACGAUAAGGACAACGAUGGUCUGAUCGAAAACACCAAGAUGCCGGACCAGACCUACGACUCCUGGGUAAUGGAUGGGCCAAGUGCUUACUGCUCCGGGCUCUGGUUGGCUGCCCUGCAGUCCAUGUCGGCGAUGGCCACAAUACUGGAUCAGCCGAAUGAUUGCCUACGCUAUCAGGAUAUUCUGGAAAAGGGCAAACGAUCGCUGGAGGAGAAGCUCUGGAAUGGCAGCUACUAUCGAUUUGAUCUCUCGCACAGCCAUCGGGAUACGAUUAUGGCGGAUCAGCUAUGCGGUCAUUGGUACCUGAAGUCCUGCGGCUUCGAUUAUGAGAUCUAUCCGAAGGAGAAUGUGCGCACGGCUCUUAAGAGGAUCUAUGACAAUAAUGUGAUGGGUUUUCAUGAGGGCAAUAUUGGGGCGGCCAAUGGCUUUAUAGCCAAUGCCAGUGAACCCACCAAGCCUGGGCAUGUGGACAACAGUAACAUCCAGGCGGAAGAAGUGUGGCCGGGUGUUGUUUACGCUCUGGCCGCCACCAUGAUCCAGGAGGGCAUGUACGAGGAGGCCUUUCAGACAGCCGGUGGAAUGUACAAGACCCUUUCGCAGCGCAUCGGCAUGAACUUUGAAACCCCCGAAGCGUUGUACGGUGAGAAACGCUAUCGUUCCAUUGGUUAUAUGCGUCCCUUGAGCAUUUGGUCCAUGCAGGUGGCAUUGGAACGACGGCGGGCCCAACGCGACUAAAUCCAAAGUACAAUCUAAUCCGAAGUCUACACAACCAAAGAUAUUUCUAAGCCAGCACAAAGAUUUUCUUAGCUUUUAGUUUGAUUCUUAUGUCGAGGUUGAAAGUGUGUAUCGAGCUUAUUGGAGAUGCGAGUGGAUGAAGAUUAUGUCCUGAGAUGGUAUUUAAAUUUUAUAGCUUUAUGUGUACUUUUAAGCUGGAAUCUGUUGGCGCUUACUCCAUGUCUUCUCUAGCUAUAAAGCCAGUCACAAAUCAAACUGCUACACUCUGUUGAAGUACAACUACGCAAUGGUAUUCAAAUGGAGCACAAUUCGUAUUUAAAUGUUAGCUAAGCAAAAUAUUUAAAUCAAUUAUAAAUGUUUUAAUUAAUUAUGUAUGUCUUAAGAAAGUAUUUCAAUGUGUAAACUGUUGCUGUCUGCAAUAAAUGUGACCAAAGAGUCAUAAAUUAUUCAUGAA